Messenger RNA from Pseudomyrmex gracilis, 12893 nucleotides. Its product is annotated as serine-rich adhesin for platelets-like. The coding region runs from base 1002 to 10883 and encodes 3293 amino acids. NCBI's taxonomy places the organism in Eukaryota, Metazoa, Arthropoda, Insecta, Hymenoptera, Formicidae. The record is from RefSeq and is a predicted model, not a curated record. The transcript has 19 exons.
UUUUUUUUUUAUAUCGGUAUUUUAUUGCUAGCGAAUUAAUUGCGCGCACAACUCUCUCUCCAAAAGCAAUAACCGUUGCUUUCCUUCCUCUCUUUACAGACGUCCGAAGUAAUUCAGGCGACACCGAUUUGGACUAAUUUUAGAUAAUUGAUCAAGAUCCUUGAAGAAAAUGUCUGCGGUCGGACGUCCUUGAAAUUUGUUCUGCAUAAUUCGGGGACCGCUCCUUCGAUGCCUUUGUUUCGAAUUGUCUCACCACGUGUGUUAUCUCGAAAAAGAGGUUAAUGCGAAGUCAGAUUGAGAUGACUAUUGCGAAGGAUCAUGCCGGUCUGGUUCGGUGUCGCUCUGAUCACUGAAUGUGUUUUUCACAUCAGCGAUAUAGAGAGUAACACCAGUAAUAACGAUAGCCGGUGGCGAUAGCGAUGGUGAUAGGCAUGACAGCAACCGGCCGUGGUGGAGGUGACGGUGGCGAUGGUGGUGAUCGCCGUGGUGGUGGCGGUUCUACAUUCGGGCGAAAGGGAAAAUGCCUGGUCGAAUGGCUUUUUUUUCUCCCCCGUUGGCGAGCGGGAUUUUUGACACGGCCUGCCGUUCGAUCGACUUGCAUUUGUCUCGUAGCAUUCUACCGAUCCUCGUCCUCGUCCUGCGCAGCGAGAAACGCGCGAAAAAUCGGCGCGUCCGAAGAUGCGUCACGUGCCAUCGUCCUACCUGAUUGGAUCAAGCUCGAUUCGCGCUGAUUCUUAAAAUUCUGUGAUCGUGACAACUAUUCUCGGUUGUUACCGCCUAGUUCCGCGACGCUUUCUUGUACGACGAAAUUUCGACAAAAAACACCUGGUGACCGUCUCCUCGCUUCGAAAACGCCGCGAUUCGUUUUAUUUAUUACGACCCGCCAAGUUUCUCCGCUUAAUCCGUUAUCGGAGAAAGUAUUACGGAUUGCCAGGGCGAAUUGUGCUGUGGUGACUUGAAAUGAGACAUAGGAUUAGACAAGAUCGACGCUAGCUGCAAGAAUGGCGAGGACGUUUUCCUUGAGCUUGGUAGUGGCGUUGCUGCUAGUCUUCGUCGUUAUCGAGGCCUCUCGUGGACAGACUAAUCAGGAAAAUGGACAGAAAAUACAGAGUCGCGGCACCACGCGAUACAAUUCCAAACCGACGACGACAGAACCGAGCGUUUCCACGUCAACGAUCAAAUCGCAACGCGACAAGAGUUCGUCCCGCUCGGAAGCGGCUUCCAACUUGAGAAAACACAACGAGACGCAUCUCGCGAGAGAAAGUCCGAGCAGAUCGUCCAAUGCGAGGUCGUUAAAAACUAUCGACCCGGUCGCUACGUCACGCACUAAUUCGAGACACGUGAAUCCCGGCGAUACCUCGCGAAAUCGUUCGAGAUCGCACGUGAUACCCGUCAAAGAAGAGGUGACGAAGAACAGGCAGAGCGACAACCAGGAAAACGUGUCCGAAACGCAAACGCCGAGACGACAGACGGCCUCAAAACGAAUAUCCUCGGACGCGUCUCUCGUUUGGGUGGAUGACGCGAAGCUCGAACACGAGGUGUUCACGAAAUCGCCCGGACAGUUCAGAUCGAGAACGGGAAGGAAGAUUUACAACGAGAAAGAAACGAGACGGACAGUUCCGUCGACAACAACUGAAAGCGUGGAUAAAGUCGGAAGACCGAGCGGCAGAUCGGAAAGCGAACAAACGCGACCGGAAAAUUUACAAACGAUCGAGAACGUUGGUUCUGCAAACGCAUCGAGAAAAAAAGAUGUAACCGCGGAUGUUACUCAGGAUAAAAUAAAAGAUCGCGAUGUUUUGCUGUCGGGCUCCGAAAGCGUCAGAGUGGACAUUCCUCUGGCAGUCAGAAACGACGAAGACGCCAAUCUUCUGACUACGAUCUCGUCACCGAGACAAACCGCGAGACCGAUCAAGGAGAAGAACAGCAACGAUAUCGCGAGAUCGAAGAAGACCAGACAAUCCGACCGGUCGAAAUCCCGUGGUAGAUCGCCGAAUGAGUCCAAUACCGAAACAGCAAAUUCCACAGGAAAUUCUCGACGAGGUUCGUCCAAGUUCGACGGCACUGCGGAAACGAACGAACGAUCUUCCAAUACGAGACACAGAUCGAAGAACGCCGGUUCUAGAAGUCGUUCCAAAUCGAGAGAUACAAAUGCGACCGAAGGAAGAAGUAGAGGCAGAACUGUCGAUUCCGAGACCAAUGGACGAACGGAGACGCGACGUGUCGGUUCGUCCACUGACAGACGCGCCGGAAGCGAAGGAAAGCGAAGAACGAAGGACGGCAGAUUGAAAGUCGCGGAAACUAAAGUGGAGCAAGAUGCUCGAACGCAGUCCAGAAGUCGGUCGCGUUCUGCUUCCAGCAAUCUCGACGUCGUGACUACCGCUUUCAUUCCGAAAGUGACGAUCGCCGAAACCACGACCGUACCCACCCUGGAGACGGAGAUUACAACAGCCGCUUCCGUCUACACGACGACAAGAUCGUCGACAGUCGCGCGAACAUCAACUUCAACCGAACGAGCUUUUCGAAACAAGGGAAGAGGAGAAAGUUCUUCUUCCCGAUCGAAGAAGCAAUCGAAGGAGGACUUCUUUAAUCACGGUCUAGGCUUUCGCGGCCGAAAGAUUGGCUUGACAGAGGGAACGUCUUCGAGCGUUGCGGAUUUAAAGGCCACCACGCCGAAAAGCGAGACGCAAUUACGCGGCAAUCCCGGGUGGACUCUCAGACGCCGACCCAGUCACGUUGGUCACGAUGCUCCUCCGACCACUACCUUUACGUCAGUUAAUCGGGACCAGACCAACGAGAUAAUCUCGCCGACCGAAUCAUCGAGUGGCACCGAAACGCCGUCGUUGAAUAACGCAAAAUCUGGAAGAAGAGGCACGAAGAAGCCAAAAGCGAAAGACGAGAGCGACACCGUAUCACCGAGCGUCACGACGAAGAGCGUGACAAGAGGAAGCAAAACUUUCAGCAAAUCCGAAGACGCCGUUCUGCCGAAGAAGAUAGAAAUCGAGAGCGACAAUUAUCCUCCCGCGUUUCGGGCCAGACUAAAUCAAUUGAAAAAUUCUAACACAAAAUCCAUCGGGGUUCAGACCACAACCAGAAGCAGCGUCCAGGAACAUCUAAAGGAACGUACGUUACGUCGGCAUGCGCGGUCCAGCACGAUGCAUGUAUCCGAAAAACUCGAAACCGUGGGAAAUGCGUUUGCGACAGACGUAGUCCUAGACGCCAACCCUACGAAUUCCCUAACUUCGUUCCCCGGUCAAGACACGCGACACGCGACGAAAUCAAACCCAGCGACUCUGUUCUCCGAACGGUCCAAGAUGAAACUGGACUUAGCUAGGAGAUUAAUCAAACCCGAACUGAACUUUGACGAGAACGACUUCGACGUGACGACGGUCGCUUAUUCCGGCAAACCGAGAGAGAUUUCGGCGGUCAGCGAGAGCAGGAACGUAGAAAAGACCACGAGACCGAGCAACCAGUUCAGCGCCAACGCGAGUUUGAUCAGUGAAAACGCGCAGAAAGAAAAAUCGGUCGUGGGAAACAGAUGGAAGACGCUGGUGACCAGAAAACUAUCGCCGAAGGAUCGAAAUAACGAGGGUUUGCUCAGACUGCUUGCGAACACGAAGAAUCGAUCGACUUCCGAAAGAACAGUUACGUCUGCGGAAGGAAAAAGUUCCACCGAAUCUAACGUUGUAACGCGUGGAAUUUCGCAUCGCAGCACCAUGUCCAGAACAGAAACAACCGCCACGACCAUCGGUACGACGAGAGUUCGACCCGCGACAUCGCAAACCGUAGCAGCAUCGAGGGAGGAAAUCUCGACGUUGGCAAAUACAGAACCUGAAGACGCGAACGACAUCAUCACAACCGUCGAACCGCUUAAAUUGAACAAAAUAUCUGCCGAAGUAACUGAAUUCAAUAAACAAGAGCACAAUGUUAACGAAGCACAGAAGAAGAAAAUUGCUACCACCGCAACAUCAGACGUCACACCAAUUGCAGAGACGUUGAAAGUGCAAACCAUCACGGAGUUUCCUCAGGAAAUCACGCUGCCAGCGACCAUCACCACUCCAAGCAGCGCGUAUUCUUCAUCCGCGUCGUCGGAAAAGGUGUAUCCCGUUUAUCCCGUUUACAUCCCCACGAAGAAACGCUCGUCGGAAGAGAAAAUCGAAUUUGAAAGCGAGACAACCAAGAACAAUUUUCGACCACGUUACACGAAGCAACAGCAAUCAGAGAAGGUAGCGGUGUCUAUGGUGACGUCGAGAACCGUCGGUCCUACCAGCAGGUACAUCAGGAAGAAGGCGGGAGUCUUCACGCCGUACGACGCCGUGCCGAAGCCGCUCAGCACGGAACCGCCGCUGACGAAGCGACGUGACUUCCGUCCAAGAACCGCGACCUACAGACGACACUCAGAGGUGCCGACCAGCCAGCUCGUAGUUCAGAACUCGACGACGGUGGAAACCACCAGUGUUACUAUCACGCCGAAACCGACCAAGUUCAGCGACCAACUCGUCACCCCGAGCACUCGCUCGUCGCCGUCCGAGCCGCUCGUCAGCGUGAGAAUUGACACUUCGAACGACACCACGUCGCAGGUGUCCGGCAUCACCGAGAGCAGCAACGGCAACAGUGGCAAUUCCAAUAUCUUCACUCCCGCCAGGGUCAAUGCAGGAAACGCCACGCUGUUGGAACAACUACGGAGCACCGUGGCACCGCUCUUGAACAAUCUGGGCAACAAGACUCCCGUCUUUUCCGGAGCCUACUCCAACGUGGACACCGGGAAUUCGGCACCUAGAGUAACGCCUAACGGUUCCCCGCCGAGAUUCAGCGCGAGAUACAAGGGUGCGGAAUUGUUCGUGAGAAAACCGUCCGUUGGUCAACAAGCUUUGGUACCGUCGCUCACGACGUCGUCGACCACAGCCUCGACGCCGCUAGAGAAUUCCGGCUCGGCGCCGCCCGUCGCCAUCAGCAGCCCCGGCGAGCCCCGAUUCGUCACUUAUUAUCAGGCAUUAGAGUCAGCUAGCAUAAGAAACGAGAAUCUAGGCGCUGAUGACGUUUCGCAGCGGCAACAAACACUAACCGCCGGGGUAACGAAGGUAGACUCUAACGCUACUGUACCUAACGGCGCCAGUAACGAUAUUGCUAACAACAAUGACACAGCAUCAAUCACCGCUACUACAUCCACCCCAGAUACUACCACUAUAGACACUACCACCGCCGCCGCCGCCGCACAGUCGGCGGAUGUUUCGCUCGAUACGAGAUUAGAUACAGAGAAUUCCCCCGGAAACGGUACCCCGGAAACCGUCUCGACGACGGUCGAAACCCCCGCGAAUCCAAGCGGGGAAACGACUUCGUCGAGCGUUAACGUCGAAACCACACCGAUCCCUAACACGGAACCACCCGGACUCCCGUCUAACGACACGAUUAACGCGGAUAUCUCAAGUACCCCGGAACCGGUCACCACAACCGAAACAAUUACGACCGAGGCGUCAACAACUUCGGAUUCUUUGUUCUCUACCGAAUCUAACUCGGAAGACAGUCGAUCUGAUGUGAGCACCACGGAAGCAACAUUGUCAGUUACCACCACAAACGCAAAUGUCACCUUGCCUGCUUCUCAGAAUUUAAUUUUAUCGAAUUUAUCAGACACAACCGCUUCUCCGAUCACCGAGAGCGUCACUGUAACGCAAGUACCCGAAACAACAAUGACAAAUAUUGUGUCAGAGAACAUAGAGACGAAUACUAUAGAACAGUCUGAUCAGACGACGCCUCAAGGAGAUAUCGAGGCGAAUAUCACGCAGCAGAUCGACACGACGACGCCUCAAGCGACAGAAAUGAGCGACGUAGUUCCGUCUCAAACAACAACGGAAACCACGAGUACCACCGAGCUGAUGACGACGACGGAAGACAUUUCGAACGAUAUAAUUCAAUUCCAGGCGACGCAAAUACCCUUUAUAACGACCACAUAUCGCACGCGAUUGAUCGAUUUCGCGCAAGAUAUUCUGUCGCGUUUGCAAGACAAGGUCUCCACGGUUGGGACUACCAGUCGGGAACCUGCUACUACGACUACCGGUCCUGAAUUGGUCAACACGAUACCAGAUUCAUCGUCGACGAAUACUGGAGGUCAAACCGAAGCAACGACGUUGUCGCAGCUAAACGCACAAACAACGACGACCAUUAGCACAACGAAUGGACCGGCGCAAGAAACAACCACACAGAAUACAGUAGGUCGAUCUGAUGCGUCAAGUCAAGACGCAUCGAAUACAUCCGAUUCGACAACGACGACUCAGAAUCCGGGAGAUUCGUCAACGGAGGCUAUGACUGUCACGUUGAUGCCUAUAUCGCGACUCGCAGAAAUCGAAAACGAAUCCCGAUCUAACGAUACGUUGCUCUCCGAGCUAAUGACCAUCGCGAAGACCCUCUUCUCCGAAGCGAUGAACGAUACGCGAGAAACGUCACUCGUGUCGAGUCAGGUUUCCGAUAUCGAAACGACUACCGUUGCAGAGGUAAAUAAUUCGAGUCAAGCUGAUCAAAUUCUGUCCUCGAACGAUACGACGGAAGCGGUCACAGCAUCCUCCGAAUUUUCAACCCCUCUACAGAACACAUCCGAACGUGUCACAACUACUGGUGUAGGAUCGGACAUUCCGUUCGUAGAAUUUAACGCCACCGAAGGUCUAAUCGACGAUGUCGCUACGAUGUCCCAAGCGCCCCCCCUUUCUCAGAUAACGAUCGAAACACCGAACACGAGAACACCGGUUACGACCAGCAUGAAUCCCGAAUUAACUACUAAUACACCCGACUCACAAUUUUUUAGUACAUUUCAGUCACCCGAUACCGAUCAGCAAACAACUUCGAGCGCUGAUUUCUCGCAACAAGACCAAACUACCCCGAGUAAUCCCUUUCUAGAUUCUACCACCACCAGUACAGAAAGAAUAAUGUCCGAUACAAGUGAAUCCACGACGUCGGAUGUGGAAAUGGUGACAGAAUUAACUACUAGCGCAGUUGUCACGGAAACAAACGUUGUGCAAACAACGAACGUCGCAGAUAUUACUAAUUCAUCCGUAGAACCCACCACCGUAGAGUCUGCGUCUGACCUGCAGACGACGAACGAUCAAUUUCCCGUAACAAGUACAUCGAGUACCGCUGCGAUGUCCACCACGGUAUUCAAUGAUAACACAACCGAUUUACCCGAUACGAGCGGUACUCAGCCACUUAGUACAGAGCCCACCGCCACGGAAUCGACCCGUGAUUUAAUAAACAUCACUACUAAUCAAUUCAGUGACAUAACAACAAACGCUCCUCAAACGCUAACCGAUCUCGUAAGCGAGAUGCCAAAUCUUAUUACCCGUUUCCAGGAUACUACGGCAACAACCGCCCAAGGGACGGCUGGUUCAGGAAUCACCCCAACAGAACAAACGACUGCAACUAUCAUCACCACCAGCAACAUCAUUCCUACUACCACAGUAUCCUCAACCGCAUCAACCGAUUCCUCAACAUCCUCUGAGUCCUCCACCACGAUAACCACCGCAUCUCCAUCGGUUGAGCCGACGAUAGCGACCACCACGACGACGACGGAGACUCCGACGACGACGACGACCGCGACGACGACAACCGCGACUGUCGAGACCACUUCACUGCAAGCCGACUCCACCACUACUGUCAGACCCACAACCGAAACGACCGCUCCAACUACUACUGUCGACAUAAACGAAAACCUUGUCACCGAAACGACAACCGACGCUACAACCACGCAAGGAACGACAGUCGCUCCAACCGAAUCGGAGGACCUAAACGAGAUCUCAAGAACGGGCGCUGAAGGAGAAACAACAACGACAACAACAACAACGAGUACCGCAUCAUCUACAAACACGUCAACCACGACGACAACCACCGUGCCAACCACUACGUUGAAUCAAGUAACGGCACGUCCAGUUGUUACUCCAGUUGUCACUUCGAAUACAAGGCCUUACUUGGGCCGGUUCGGUGGCAGUCAGAUGACACCGGCUCCGAGAUUCAGUUCCUCCAGUAAAGCGCCCAUCCGCGACUACCUGAUUUACGGUAUUUAUCCCAACAAGACGAUCGUGCGGAAGCGGCCGGAAGACAAUCUGAUCGACGCGAGGAACGUAGACAGCCCGUACGUGAUAUUCGGCAUCUACCCGGACGGCCGAUUAGUACGGAAGUUCCCGAACGGGACAAUAAUACCGGAUUCGCCCAGGAGCCCGGUCGAGGUUGUGUUCACACUUAGCACUACCACUACUACUAACCGACCAGCACCUAGGCCGUAUUAUAACCAGGCUAACAACCAAGCGGUCAUUUAUAAUCAGUACCAAGCCCCGGUGUAUAAUAACCGUAGACCCGUGGACGAGCUGGCAGGAGGCGUCCCAAGCCCUGGCCCCGUUGAUUUUGGACUUAUUGGUAAUGCGAUCGGCGUUCCCCCUGGAGAUGGCUCCAAUUACGCGGGACCACUCGGUGGUCCCUCUGGUAGCGUCCCGAGCACAAACGCAAUGGCGCAAAAUUUAAAUAACGUUCAAAGUCCAAAUGGCUCUCCUGUCUUCCAAGAUCGCGACAGGAGCGAGGCCUCCCGAACUAGAAUAACAUCCGAUCAGCACAGCUCCGUCUACAUCGGACAGGAUAAAUUUAUUAAUUAUCAAAUCGGCGGCGCGCCUAAUCCAAAAGUUGUUGACGUAAAGAUAAAUUCAGUAGCUACUUCUGUGAACAAAGGCACGGCAUCAUCUACGGCGUCGAUUCCGUCUUUCGAAAAUUUAUUAGGCAAUCAGCCGGGUGGUGUAAUAACAGCACCACCCGGUUUUCCCUGGAGAGAUCCCCUCGAUCAGAUAUUCGGUAUUACCACUAGUUCGCCCGUGCAAACCGCAUCAGUAGCAUCGAAUCAGUUGGACGAAUCGGUCGAAAAUACUGUAUCAAUCAUGCCGAGUCCUGUGAGUCCCUUAGUGGAGAUCUUCACACCUGUUGCAAGUGGCGUGACUCGAACCAAUCUCGGAGCGCCAACUACGUCAAGCAAUUUACCAACAACGCUUCCGAAUACAACAACUUCAACUACUCCCGCAAGUACGACUUCAACUACUCCUGCGACCACAACUUCAACUACUCCUGCGACCACAACUUCAACUACUCCUGCGACCACAACUUCAACUACUCCUAGCACCACCACUUCCACUACUACCACUACACCGGUACCGACUACUGCAGCAACGACCACCGCCGCUACUACAACUACUACCACUACUACGACGACAACCACAACAACUACUACCACUACUUCAACAACAACCACUCCAGCACCGACUACAGCGAGUCAGACAACAACAAGCAGUACUGCACCUACCAUUCCUCGGACUGCGACAACAGCUUCUUCCCUAAUCACUAACGCUAUACCGAGUAGUAGUAGUACAAAAGCCGGUUAUGGAACAGUUCCACCACCGUCAGUGACAUUAUCCGCCAAUGACAUCGUAAACACGAAAACAAAAGAGAACACUUUUGGAUCGUCGUUCGAAGAUUUGAUCCUACUAAAUUCUUUGAAUGACAAUACUAAGAAGUCCACACCAAAAACGUUAACUGAUAUAGAACAAAUGUUAGCAAAUAGGAUUUUAUCGCUUGCGCUGGCUAAAUCUGAACCUGGACUAGUGCGAGAACCGAAGGCAAUUCAAACCGCGAAUGCGAACGCAAAUCUCAAUGUAAUUGAAGAACUGCCGCUACGCGGGCCAUCUUCCGAACCGAUAAUAAUCGAUUUAUUACCGUAUUCUUCCACGUCACCGCGAAAUUUGCAAUUAAGCAGCAGCAGCAGCAGCAGCACAUCAACCACGAAGAGAUACACUGAAGCAAGUACGAUCGCGUCGACGCAAUUCGAUAUCGUACCUAUUUCUUCGACCAAGGCACCAGUCGUUAUCACUGCCAAGCCUAAGACGACAGCAAGACCCAAAACUACUACUGCCCGACCCAGAUUCGGCAUGAAUCUGUGGCGAGCGUUGUUCGGUGGCGGCAACUUGUUCGACGCGUCCACGAACACGAAACAGCAGAAACCAGCGAAUAAAGCGGUGACUUCUACUCAAAAACCGAUUACUCAGAAACCGAUACCAUCGACCACGCACACAAGUCACAUAAUGUCCGCGGCUCCGGUUAAAUCGCACACAACGCCAAGAAGCGUGGACAUCUCGGAUAUUCACGUGGCCUCGACCAAUUCGUUCGUAGACAACGUGGCUGCCGCAUCGGUUUCCACGCCGACCACGAUUUUAACCACAGAGACGCUCCUAAAUAAUCCAAAUCCUAGACUCACCAAUGUUCCUACGUCGACUUUCUCACCCGAGGAUGACGCGAAGUUCUUGAUCGCGCUUCUGCGAGCCGUGCAAACAGAAUCGAAACCGAGUACUUCAUCAACGGCAACAACCGAGGACGACGAAGCCUUUUUGAGAGCAAUUUUAAAUAAUCAGGUCAAGAUUACCACCACAACCAUGGCACCGGGGUCAACUGAAGUAAAUCCUGCUGCUCUGUUGGCGCAACUUCUAAAGCAGCAGGGCAUAGAACCCUUGACACCAGCGAUAAAUCUUAGAGAACAAUUGGAGUUAGCUAGUCAAGGCUUGACCACUCAAUCAGUUUCGACCACUGCUCAAUCAACGACCACCAAUCGUCCAGUCCUAAGUUCGAGCACUCCAUCGAGCACUACAACGAGAAAAGCAACAGCAAGACCAACUUCCAGAAGAACUACACAAAGACUACAAACGACGACAUGGUCUCCUAGUUCAACGUAUCCACCUCCUCUCUUCAGCGGAGACUCAGCUAGUGGUAUAGUCACGGCUACCAGAGCCUUCAGCCAAUUUCUUGGCGCUGCCAUUUCGGGUGCGGCUCAACAGUUAUCAUCCUUGCUGAGAAAUGGUACCAGAAACGGUUAAAUAAAUUAAAAUAAAAGUGGACAGCACAUCAAGUCUUUGCCCAACAUGAGAAUAAAUGUCAGGAUUAAAAUGGCAGUUGUCGAUUAACUGUCAUUAUUAAAAGCUCAGUAAUGGCAACAUAUAAAACUGACAAAAAGUUAAGAAAAUUUACAUUAUAACACAAAGUGAACACGUUGCUCAAUUACUCUAAAAUGUACUCUGUACUAAUAUUCGUGAUAACAAACUUUGAAAGUAUAUCGUUCCCUUUUGUUAAUGAAAGAAAAAAGAUUUUUCCCGAAAUGGAUUAAUAUUAAAAAUUUAUAUUGAUAUUAAUGUUAAAUAUUUUUUUCGGAUUUUAUAGUCGUGAUGUGAAUGACACUUUCUUUUAGUCUUUAUAUAAUAACUUUUAAAUCACUCGAUUGCUGUGUACAUAGAGACAAAGUUAGGAUAUGCUCGAUUUUCUGAUCGAACAUUUCCUACUGAUUUCUUGCUCUAAGAAACAGUAAUAAUCUAUUUAAUUCGUCGUUGUUGUAAUUACAUUUAACGACGGUUUCGAGUGUAUAAUUGUCUUAUAACGCUUUGCAAACGUUUCCAGAGUAGGUCUAGUGUCGACUUUCUCCGGACACAUACUUAUGGAGAUGUUUGUAACGGUUGGUCGUAAUUAAGGUAACACGUACGUUAGCGCGACGUUCUUCACGUUGUUGAUUCUGCUAUCGAUGCGUCUCGUUUUCAUGGUUUUUUUCUUAACUAUAAAAAAUUAAAUCAAUUUUAUAUAUUCUAAAAUUUUGGCAUUAAAUAAAUAAAGGAUCUAUCAUGAAAACGUUUCUGUGUAAAACAAAAAAAACAGCUCCGAAACGAAUCGUUGCAGACGUAGCGAGAAACGGAAUAUACGUGUUAGAUCACACAUGUGUAAACCUACAAACAAAGUUAUCAGGGAAAUAUAUUUCGACAAGAGCUGGCGCACCGAGAAACUCAAGUAAAAACAAAAGAAGUAAGUCUGAAGUAAAGAGAGAGAGAAAGAGAGAGAGAAAAAGUUGCGAGGUGUUGCAUAGCGCGUGGCGCGAUUUACAAAAUACAAAUUUUUCCUGCCAUAUGUGGAAGUUUCUUUGAGCAUGUGUGUCUGUGUUGCGCUGAUAGACAGUACAGUAUUAAAGCAUCAUGUUUUGAUAAGAGGUUGCUCUAAUCUAUAAUUCCGAAAGAAACAAUGAAUGAUGCAUCCGAGAACGAUUACACGUUGCACUUUUUAGCUGGAAGAAGUUAUCGGGAAUGUAUGUUCGAUAAGAAGUGAGAGCGCGGAUUGAAGUAUACGUAAGUUGAGAAUUCAGGAUAUCAGGAGAACAGUCAAAACAGCGUGUAAAGCGUGACCUCCGAGAGAUUACAAGUGCGCAAAUUUUAAAAUGUUAAUUGUUACUACACACAUAUACGUAAAAAAAAUUUAGUUUUUACAUACGCGGGUUGAGAGUAUUCUUGCAUUACGUUCUAAUUAGGUUCGUGCGAACAAUUGUAAUAAUGUUGCUUGUAUUCAGGUCGCAUGGAUUUCGUAAUAGAAAUGCUCAGAAUAAUAAUAAUAAUAAUAAUAAUAAUAAUAAAAAAAUGACUUAGCGGUAAGAUAUAUGUAAUCGCGCGCGUGCGCGCGCGAAUGUGUUGGUAUUGUAAUAAAGAUGGUUGUGAGAAACGAAGAUAUUACAUGUAUAUAUAUAUACACCUAUGUUACAUCUAUCAUAUAAUUUAUCAAUACUCGGGACUUGAAUCUCUGUUUAAUCAGCUGCUUGUAAAUAAAAUGUUGUACAUCAUGUGCGAUGAUAAUUUGACUCGUAAUUUAUUUGCUUAUGUUUGCUAUGUGUACCGAGAGAGAGAGAGAGAAAAUUCGUAAGUAAGACAACAGGUAAUAUCGAUUAUCUUUCUUUUCACAUAAUAUUGUUUUUGUUUAUAUGCUUGGAUUAUUGGUAUUGCAUAACCAUAAUAAGUCUGUACAUAUGUAUAAUCGAUUAUUACACACUAUUUUAUAUAUAUAUACAGGGUGUCCCAGAA